AUGAAGUUCUCUGCUGCUUCCAUCCUCUUCCUCGCCCAUGGCAUCGCCGCCAUGCCCUGGUCUUCCGGCAAAGCCAACGAAGACAUCACUCUUCGUAUCCAAGUCUCGCAAUCUCCCUCGCAUAACGCUCAAGGUUCCGCGCCCAAGGGAGAUAUUCACCCUGAGAACUUUCAGGUCUGCUUGAAAGUGUGCUGGCCCUCGGUGCCUACCUGCCCUAAUGGCUGGGGGACUGCCAACCACCCUUGCUGGACUUGCUGCAAGGCCCCCAGCGACGACUUUCAGCUCUAA
Fusarium vanettenii 77-13-4 is the source of this 288-nucleotide messenger RNA. RefSeq lists its product as uncharacterized. The record is from RefSeq and is a predicted model, not a curated record. The transcript has 3 exons. The coding region runs from base 1 to 288 and encodes 95 amino acids. Lineage: Eukaryota; Fungi; Ascomycota; Sordariomycetes; Hypocreales; Nectriaceae.